Ceratosolen solmsi marchali is the source of this 2460-nucleotide messenger RNA. It is a transcript of the gene ABCB7, whose product is annotated as ATP binding cassette subfamily B member 7. NCBI's taxonomy places the organism in Eukaryota, Metazoa, Arthropoda, Insecta, Hymenoptera, Agaonidae. The record is from RefSeq and is a predicted model, not a curated record. The transcript has 10 exons. Gene Ontology annotation, biological process: intracellular iron ion homeostasis; transmembrane transport. Gene Ontology annotation, cellular component: mitochondrial inner membrane. Bases 178 to 2370 code for a protein of 730 amino acids. Gene Ontology annotation, molecular function: ATP hydrolysis activity; ABC-type transporter activity; ATP binding.
UGCGUGUGCAUUUUUGCGCGACUGUGUGGGGUUUGUGCGCGUGCACGAGUAUUCGCGGCUCAAAAGAUUAAUAUCCAAGUGACGUAUCCGACUGCAAGUGAGAUGAGGGAAUGCGAUCAAGUGGAAAGUUAAGAGUGAUUUGACGAGGGCAUCGUCGUUUAAUAAGUCAACAAGAUCAUGUCCUUUUUUUUGUGCAACCGGCUGCUGAAAAAUUUAUAUUGUAAAAAGAAUCUGCAGAUCACGACGUUAUUCCAUCUUCCUUGUACUUGUGCCUGCCUUAAGCGAUCCAUUGUUUGUACCAGAACUACAACUCUGCUAGUUUUUUCCAAGCAUGAUAGUUCUUUCGGAUCCAAGAAAUGUAGUGGAAGCGUUAUUGAUCGAGCCCAACAGAGAAAAAGCAUAUCUCAGACAAAAGUGGUUGUUACGCCAACUAAACAAAACUUUGUAGUUGCAAGUAUCACUGGAGCAAAACCUUCUCAGCAAAAACGAAACUGCUUUCAUCCUGGCAUAUCUAACUUGGGCCAAAAUGUAUUGACUUUCAAUGUUGGAGCAAAAAUCACUGGAAACGACAUGCUCAAUGCUAUGUUCAACUUCAUAUGGCCAAAGGAUGAGCCUGAAAUUAGAAAAAGAGUAAAAAUAGCUCUUGGGCUGCUGAUUGGAGCUAAGAUACUCAAUGUUUGCGUACCGUUUCUUUUCAAACAUGCAGUCGAUACAUUUAAUGCAGGGACAAUUGCAUUAACCACCGCUCCUGAAACUGUUGCAACUGUUGGGACUAGUUUGCUCAUUGGAUACGGUAUUGCUCGAUGUGGAGCGACUGGAUUUAACGAACUCCGUAAUGCAGUUUUUGCUAAAGUUGCCCAACAUUCGAUUCGAAAAAUAGCUAAAAAUGUGUUUCUUCAUCUUCACAAUUUAGACUUAUCGUUUCAUUUAAGUAAACAAACGGGCGCUUUAUCCAAAACAAUCGACAGAGGCAGUCGUGGUAUAAAUUUUGUAUUAUCAGCCAUGGUUUUUAAUAUUGUACCGACCGUUUUUGAGUUAGCACUCGUCAGCACCAUAUUGGGUUUUAAAUGUGGCCCUGAGUAUGCGGGUGUGGCACUUGGUUGUGUAACUACCUAUGCCAUUUUCACGCUUGCAGUUACACAAUGGAGAACGAAAUUUCGAAUUUACAUGAAUAAAGCAGAAAACGAAGCCGGUAAUAAGGCAGUAGAUUCACUUAUUAAUUACGAAACAGUAAAGUAUUUUAAUAAUGAAAUAUUUGAAGCGGAGAAAUAUGACUCGUCUCUCAAGAAAUAUGAAUCCGCCUCUUUAAAAACGAGUACGAGCUUGGCUCUAUUAAAUUUUGGACAACAUGCAAUUUUUAGCGGAGCUUUAAGUUUAAUUAUGGUCCUGGCCGCAAGAGAUAUUGUCAAUGGAAAUUUAACGGUAGGAGAUUUAGUAAUGGUCAAUGGAUUAUUGUUUCAGUUAUCGAUUCCUCUGGGAUUUUUAGGAUCAGUGUAUAGAGAAGUGAGACAAGCUUUUAUUGAUAUGCAAACUAUGUUUUCCAUAACAAUGAUGGAUCCAGCUAUUAAAAAUAAGCCGAAUGCUCUACCUUUUUUCAUUGUGCCAAAGAGUUCUGAAAUAACUUUUGACAAAGUGAAUUUUCAGUACGUAAACGGAAAAAAUAUAAUCAGUGAUUUGUCCUUCACCAUUCCAACGGGAAAGAAAGUGGCGAUCGUAGGGGGAUCUGGAUCCGGAAAAACGACAUUGGUAAGAUUAUUGUACAGAUUCUUCGAUCCUAUAAGCGGCAGGAUCCUAAUAGAUGGCAAAAACAUUCAAGAUGUAAAUAUAGAUGACCUUCGUCGAGCGAUGGCCAUUGUACCUCAAGAUUCCGUUCUUUUCCACGAAUCGAUAUUCUACAAUCUUCAUUACGGUAACUUAUCCAGAUCAAAAGAAGACGUGUACAAAGCCGCUGAAAUGGCAAAUUUACACGAUGCUAUACUAAAGUGGCCACAGGGAUACGAUACUCCCGUUGGUGAACGAGGAUUAAAAUUAAGCGGAGGCGAAAAGCAGCGAGUUGCCAUAGCUCGAGCAAUUUUAAAGGACAGCCCUAUUCUAAUAUUCGACGAGGCCACUUCAUCCUUGGAUUCUAUUACCGAGAAGCAUAUACUCGAGGCAUUACGUAGAGCGACUGCCGGGAGAACAUCGAUCGUGAUCGCUCAUCGCUUAUCAACUGUUAUCGACGCGGAUGAAAUUUUCGUUUUGAACGGCGGCAAAUUAGUGGAGCGGGGGAAGCACUCAAAUUUACUUAAUAGAGAAAAUUCAUAUUACAGCGAAUUGUGGGAUGCUCAACAUUUGGGGGUGAGUAGCGAAGAGCAAAAGUUAGGGGCGUGAAAAAAACCUAUCUGUAUACAGUUCUGUAAUAUAUGUAUAAUUAUUGGAUUUUUAGAAGCUAUUUAAAAAUUAUUUUAUAUCUAUGAUACA